CGCGCGGUGUCGCGGGGACGAGCCGAGAGGAAACAAGUGGACGCAACCAGCGACAGCGCAGCCCUUGGUCGACAUCGAAGAACUAGUGGAAGAUGUGCCGGUCAAUAGUCAGGGUUCCGCCGAAGAUACAAAGCAAACCCAAAGCGACUGCAAACGGAACUACCGGCCAGAAAUAAGGACUCUAUUGCGAGUUUUAUUCAGUAUUUCCUCGGAAUUUCGGUGGUCCUCUUUUGUCGGCUGAGUAAGAAGGAUAAGCCUCUGAGAGAGAGAGAGUGGGAGAGAGAUAGAAAGAGAGACAGGUGUUCUCUCCGGUCGUCAGCCCUCCCCCAUCACCCUCCCCUGAAGGCCGUGGAACGGAACUUUUAUUCCAACUUUUGGUUUUUUUUACAAUACAUUUCUUGAAACUUUCCGCCACUAUGCACUGGAUAUCGUGGUGUCUGCUGCUGCUGUGCUGGGGGGGCAGCAGGUGCAGCGACCCGCCCCCGGACGGACAGGAUGGAGAACUGGAUGGGUAUCAAGCGGACUCCCACACAAAGCGGUCCCCACCCCCCGUGGAGCCUCUUGAUUUUGGGUUCGUCCCCUCGGCGGUCUACGCUACUCACGCUUACUAUGAACCCGGAGCGAUGGGAAUCCUGUUCCACGUGGUGCAUGCGUUUCUGUACGUGGUGCAGCCGAACCCCUUCCCCAAAGAUCUGAUUGUCAGAGUCAUCCAGGAGAACAAGGGAAGGAUGAAGCUGGAGGAGUGGAGAAAGCCGGAAAAUAUAGUCCUAUUGCUUCAGGGCGUGUACUACGAGGCGGGCUUCCUGGUGUGCGGUUCCCUGGGCCUGCUGUUCCUGGUGCUGGUGCCCAUCGUGGGCACCUGCUUCUGCGUGUGUCGCUGCUGCGACAACUGCGGGGGGGAGAUGCACCAGAGGCAGAGGAAGAACGCCGACUGCCAGAGAGGCUUCUUCACCGCCUCGCUCAUCGUCACCUCCAUCUUCAUCAUUCUGGGAGUGCUGUUUGCGUACGCUGCGAACCACAACAUCAGCAACCAGAUCAAGAGCACUCGUCGCCUAGUCAACACCAACAUGAGAGACCUUAAGACAUUCGCCAACAACACACCUGCGCAAAUUGACUACCUUACCGCACAAUACACAACGGCGAAGAACAAGGUGCUGUCAGACCUGGACAACAUCGGUCCCGUGCUGGGAGGGAGGAUCCACAGCCAGCUGGAGAGGGAGGUGAUGCCGUCCCUGGACACGGCCCUACGCAUGGCAGGAGCAAAAGUUGAGAAUGCUAUUAAAGCCAUGCGGGAGACCAAGGAGGCCCUUGAGAGCAUCGGCAGCUCCCUGGACACCCUGCAGGAGGGCACGGUGCGGCUGCAGCUCAGCCUGUCCAACGAGCGCGCCUCCCUGUCCAACACGCUCUCCGACCCGGCCUGCACCAACGGAGCCGUGUCCCACACAUGCAACACCAUCCGCUCCACCCUCGGCCAGCUGGGCUCCAGUGCCGACUUCUCCACGCUUCCGGACGUAAGUCGGCAAUUGAUGAACGUCGACGCGCUCCUAAAAACGGACCUCAGCAACAUCAUCCAGAAGGGCUACUCUUCCUUCAACGACACGCCGAGACUAGUGAAGGAACAGACCAAGAACAUUGUGGCAGAGCUGCCUCGGGUCAAAGUCAUGCUGGACAGGAUUGGAGGCGAGAUUGUGGACUUUGCUAAGAUGUUUCCGGUGGAGGCGUCUCUGGCCAACUUCACCAUCUUCCUGAACCAAGGCCAGCAGCAGAUUGAAUCCUACUACGCCCAGAUCGACCAGCUGGACUUCUACAGGUGGAUUGGCUGCGUGGCGGCCCUGUGCAUGGUGGUCCUCAUCGUGUGCUUUAACCUCUUGGGCCUGCUCUGCGGCAGCUGUGGCUAUGACAAACAGGCCACGCCCACAAACCGCGGCUGCCUUUCAAACACUGGCGGCAACCUGCUCAUGGCUGGUGUGGGGUUCAGCUUCCUCUUUGCUUGGGCACUUAUGGCAGUGGUCUCUUCCUUGUUUGUUGUCGGGGGCAACGUGGAGAAGCUGAUUUGUGAACCUCUGGCAAACCGACAGCUGUUCCAGAUCAUAGACACCCCUUACAUCAUGCACCCAGGCAUGAAGAACUUCCUGCCUAACAUGCUGUUCCAGAACCCAAACAUUGACCUGACCGUGGGCGGCAUGUACCGGGAGUGCCACGAGAACUAUGGGCUGUACCACGCCCUGCAACUGGAGACCAUGUUCAACAUCAACUCCUUCCUCAACAGAACUGUGUACAACAAGGACCUGGCCAACGUGUUCGAGAGCAUCCACGUCCAGCUGCAGGACGUCAGCCUGCUGGAGCAGGAGGGGCGCGACGCGCUCAUCAGCUUCGCCAACUCUGGCGUCGGAGAGAUCGACUUCACAGCCUACCUCACGGAGGCGAAUAAAGCAGUCACGCUGGUGGAUCUUUUGUCCUUCGCCACUGACCUGGAAGCCCAGGCCGAUCAACUGCCCCGUGGUGCUUUGGAGAAUGCCCUAAAAGGUCAUGCCAGCAGCAUCAGACAAAUCAACAAAGAUCAAGUCGUUCCAUUGCAGCAAGCUAUGAAAUAUGUGCGGGCAAGGAAUAGCCUGAGCCAAAGUGUUCGGCUGCUGCAGAAGACGGUCAGCGAUCUACCGGUUCAGGUGACGAACGUCCUGAGUGCCAUCGAUGCAGCAGAGUAUCUCAUCACUAAUAACGCCUCACACGUCAUCAAGCAGGAAACUAACGGCUACAUGCAGAUGUUGGUGGGCUACUUCAGACAGUACACAAAGUGGGUCAAGAGCUCUCUGUCUGCAGAGGUGGCUCAGUGUAAACCUAUCAGUAACAUAGUGGACAGCAUGGAGAUAGUGGGCUGCAGCUUCAUAGUGGACUCUGUGAACACCUUCUGGUUCGGUCUGGGAGGCUGUCUCGUGCUCCUGAUCCCCAGUAUCAUCCUGUCGGUCAAACUGUCCAAGUACUACCGGCGGAUGGACACAGAGGAUGUGUUCGAUGAUAUGGAUAAUUCAGGUGGUCGCCAUGGUGACCAGGUGUUUGACUUCCAUGGCAACCUUGCCGUGGUGAGCUCCUCCCUCUCCAACUCACUGACGCUGUUUCCACGAGCAUCGGCUCCUCCAAUCGACCCGGACUGGUGACAUCGACGAGUGGACAAGAAAACUGGAACUAAACUCAACACUAUGAUGAAUCCUAAACACAUUGCAAACAAAAGACUACACAUGAGAGAAGUUUCUAGAAUGGACACACCCCUACCCCAACUGUUCUGCCUCCCCUCCCCCCGCCACAUCCAUUAAAGUCCUCCCUAAUGGGAUCUCAAGCCAGCCAAUCACAAUUCAACGAUGAUCAUGUGCUCACUUUUUUGCAGUUUUAUCACAACAACAGCUCAGCCAUUUUCUGUGUAUCAAUAUCAUGUAAAAUGUCGGAGAAUUAUUGCUAUGUUUAUAGAUGAAUGUUAGGAAACCAAUUUAUUUAUACUCUUUAUUUGCUGAUUUUCGAUUCAACACAGUGAAAAGUGUACAUUUUUUACACUUUCAAGGCUUUUGAGUGUUUUAUAUAUUUUUUUGUUAAUGUUUGUUUUAUAACCAUGUCAGUAGAUAUUUUCUUCGUUAUGUUUUUGUCUUUACUCUUUCUGGGAAUGCUGGGGAUUUAGCCAAUGCCAUUAGGUCUGAGUUUCAUUAUCCAAAUAGACACUUUUAUUAAAGGGACUGGUAUUUCAAUGUAAAGCAUGAAAAUGUUAAUUAAAGGGAUAAAAACAAGUGAUUCGGCUAGCUAACUAGUAAGUUAGCUAGCUUGAUCAUAUUUGCGUAGCACAGACACAAAGAAAGUUAGAAUACGGCUUACAUCGAACAACUCAUGAUCCUACAUUGGGUUUCCCCCACACCAUUUUAGCAAAGGUACUUGUGGUACUUCUUUUGCCAUAUUGGACAUGUCCAAAAUCUUUCACCUGUUCCCUGUAUAGUAGCAGCCUACACUUUUUGGUGGAUCACUAUUUUGUAAUGCAGUUCAAAAUAUGAGUGAGCAAAUUUGGUUUCCUAUAUGAAGUACCUCUAAUGGACAGUGAAAAAAAGUUGCAUUAUGCAUGGUUUCCCAUCAAGUGAAUAGAUUUCUGAUGCAUAAUCAGAUUUCCCCCUUUUUCCUGCCCUACUUGCUAAAUAGUGUACUAUAGUGUUCACUAUAUAUGGUGCUCACUGUAUAUGGGAAUGAGUGAACAGGGGAAUGAUUUUGGAAGCCGCCCUGGUGUCCGGAGCCAGUGCUGUGAACACUUGGUGCUGUGGACCCCAAAACUGAAUAAAGAUCUCCAUUCAGUAGAA
Gadus morhua (Atlantic cod) is the source of this 4328-nucleotide messenger RNA. RefSeq names its product prominin 1 b (gene prom1b). The transcript is spliced from 30 exons. The record is from RefSeq and is a predicted model, not a curated record. Bases 417 to 3155 code for a protein of 912 amino acids. Gene Ontology annotation, cellular component: apical plasma membrane; microvillus; cilium. Gene Ontology annotation, molecular function: cholesterol binding. NCBI's taxonomy places the organism in Eukaryota, Metazoa, Chordata, Actinopteri, Gadiformes, Gadidae.